Molecule: messenger RNA, 294 nt
Organism: Chaetomium globosum CBS 148.51
Lineage: Eukaryota; Fungi; Ascomycota; Sordariomycetes; Sordariales; Chaetomiaceae
Exons: 2
Coding region: 1-294 (97 amino acids)
Source: RefSeq, a predicted model, not a curated record
AUGGGAACGGCGCAUCAGGGCUACAGCACCAGGCGGCCCGGACCUGGUUGCUCAUCCCAGCGAAUCGGUGUCAGUCCGCAUGCGAGUACAGCAUGCCAUGGAGAACGACCGACGUGCCAGGAUCAGCAUUUUGCCAUACAAGAGCGAGCUCGGCCAGAUAUUGAUGGAGGCUCUCGCCGAUCCUACGAUGGACCCCAAAUCCAGGGUAGCACUUGCUGUAAGGAUGCGACGUUGGGCACCUGCGCUAUCGUAGUCGUCGCAGUCGUCGUCUUAGUCCCGGGGAUGCAGGUCUGA